Durusdinium trenchii is the source of this 1365-nucleotide messenger RNA. Lineage: Eukaryota; Dinophyceae; Suessiales; Symbiodiniaceae. The record is from the annotation of a GenBank genome assembly.
AUGGAAAAGAGCCAUGGAGUGAUUCAUAUGAAGAUUUGCCAAAGCUUGGACUCCGCUGCAGUGCUGAUGCGGUUCAGGGAUUUUCUUGGCGGUGGAAUUUAUCGGCAUAGUGACCGAACUGGGACAAAGGAAGCAACGCUGCAAUGGAAAGUUCAUGGCACGACCAUGCAACACGCGGCAGAUGUGCUGUGCAAAUUUCCAUCCAUGCAGCGGGCACAACUCCAGAUAGCCGCAGGAGGCGCUGUUGCAAGGGCGGACAGAAGUGAUAUGAUACAGACGCUGAAACAAUUGAAGCAGAUGGACCAUGUGCCUACAACUUUUCAAUCUUCGUGGCCUUACUUUGCUGGUUUCUUCGAUGCUGAGGGCUCAAUCACAGUUGGGGGAACGUAUGUUGGGCUUCACCUGCAAGUACAUCAAAAGAAUCCAUUCGUCUUGGAGGAAUUGCAUUCCUUCCUGCUCAAACACAAGUUGAACAAAUGGGCGCUUCAUUCGGACAACAGCAGAGGUGCUUGGAAACUCCAGUGCAGACACCGUGCAACUUGCCAGCUGACGCUGCGGCACCUCCUUGAUAGUGGCCUUGACCUCAAGAAGAGACAGGCAGACCUAGCUCUUUCGCUCACCGCGGACAAUCAGAUGCAAGUUCGUGAGGCAAUGUUUGAGUUGAAUGGCAACCAAAACAAGUACGGGCGCCUUGACGGUCCAGGUAUUCAGCGUGCCAAAGAAAUUAGUAGUGUCAGGCAACAAUUGAAAAAAGCCUCCCAACAAGAACGUGAGUUGCUGGAGGUCAAGCUUGAAGGUCUUCUAGAAGAGCACAAGUUGCAGAACUUGGUCACCAAGUCCCUGCCGCAGAUGCAGCUCAGCUGCACCACCACAAUGCACGAAACGCGUGGCUUGCGUGCCAGGUACUUCGCAACAGGUCUCAUGGUUCUUUAUAUCGUCUACAACUUGUUAGCGAGCCAGACCUUCCAGGGUCGGCUUCCCAUGUUCUUGGUGGUGGUCUCCUUCAUCUCGUGGGUCGUGACGCCCGUGAUCUUUGCACCGUUGCCGCGGUGCGAGCUCAUCGAACAGGAUUUGAGAGAGUUCAACGGCUUCAUCAAUGGCCGAGCAGGGAUGUCAGAGAAAGAGCUACCAGAAGUGGUCGAGCGAGGACAAAGGGGCCGAGCACGGACCAUCUUUGAGUGUGGCUUGGUGGACUCGGUCAGCUAUUGGACAAAGAUGUGCCAAAGCCCAGAGGGACAGAUGGGACAAAGAAGCAUGAGGAGAAAGAACAUGGGAACACCCAUGGUUUUGGGUCAAUCUCGGCCGGCAUGGAGGUUUCGUUAUGAUUUUCAGUUGUUGUUUUUGUACAUCUUCGGAUGGUUUUGA